AUGUACGCAUAUCAGGCGCCAUACCCUGCCUAUGUGAAUGUCGCUGGAACUGGCCAACCAACCCCAAUAGUUUAUGCACCACAGUUCCCUGUUCCAGGGUAUCCGCCGCUCUAUGGCGUCCCACAACCGGUGAAAGCCCCUACAACAACGAACCAAUUCCAUGUCGCCCCGGACAUUCCUGGCAUCUCGUCCGAGAUAGCCUCCAAGCAGAUGCAGAAGUUGAUCGUAUCGCAGCUACAGCAGUCCCAGUUCGACGCGAUAGAACCCCAGGCACUCGCCCGCUUGGAGCUGGAAGUCGUAGCAUUCGUCCAGAGAUUAUACGAAGGGGCCCAUGAUUAUGCCAAUCUCGCAUGUCGAGCCACUCCAGUAGCGAAGGAUGUCUUACUAGCCUUGCGACAAUCAGGGUGUGAAAGUCAACGACUUGCACACCAUCGCAAGCCAAGUCGCUACGAAAAGCUGAAUUCUGUAGCCCCGCCAAUGGGGACGACGUUCGAACCUCCGCCACCUCGACCACGUUCCCCUGAACUCCUCCCAUCAGACGACGAAGGGGCUACGCCAGCAAUACCAACGACGUUGCGGCAGAUCCCAUCAAACUUCCCGCCGCUACCACCAAAGCAUACCUAUCUCAAAACUCCGGCAUCCCCACCCAAAAAGGCAGCGUUGCCAUCCUUGGAGCGAAAACUGAAGAAUGCAUCUCUCGUGCAGGAGUCCCUCAAGAACUUACUGACAGCUACCGAGGAUAAUCUAGGACAAGAAGAUGGCGAGCUUCUAGGUCACAUCGUAAAUUGGGAAGCUUCGACCUACCCAAGAAAACGCUGGAAAAUCUCGGCGAAUUAG
Molecule: messenger RNA, 837 nt
Organism: Pisolithus orientalis
Lineage: Eukaryota; Fungi; Basidiomycota; Agaricomycetes; Boletales; Pisolithaceae
Exons: 4
Coding region: 1-837 (278 amino acids)
Biological process (GO): transcription initiation at RNA polymerase II promoter
Cellular component (GO): transcription factor TFIID complex
Molecular function (GO): protein heterodimerization activity
Source: RefSeq, a predicted model, not a curated record